UAACAAAUAAUUUGGAAAAAAGAAAAAACUCCAAAGAUACAUAUAAGCCGACAUAUAAUAUAGAAAUAAAUUUUCUAAGGACUUUUCUGAAAUAUAGAUAAAUACAAAAGGUAAUAAAAUAUUUAGCCGGUGAUCUUGCACAAAUCAAUCCAAACUUCCAUCGGAGAAAAAAACAAUCAAAUCUUCCACCAAUGGAAGCCACGGCGGCUCUCCGCUAACUCCGCCCAAAUCAUCUCCACUUGCCCCUUCCAAAAACGGUGUCGUUUUCUGGCAAAACUUUCUUAUAUAAAUCUCCACCACAAAACUAUCCACACCACACUUAUCUAGUUGUAAUGGCGACGACUCUCCUCGAAACCUGUCGGAUUCAACCUCCGGCGGGCGCCGCCACCGCCGAGCUAGAACUCCCCCUCUCCUUCUUCGACGUCCUCUGGCUACACUUCCACCCAAUCCGCCGUCUUCUCUUCUACGAGUACUCCUGCUCCGAAUCCCACUUCUCAGAAACCCUAAUUCCAAACCUCAAAGAAUCACUCUCCCUCACUCUCAAACACUAUCUUCCCGUAGCAGCAAAUCUCCUCUACCCUAUCAACACCGACGACCAGAAACCCGUCCUCCGCUACGCCGCCGGCGACUCCGUCUCCAUGAAAAUCGCCGUCUCCGGCGGCAACUUCGACGACCUCGUCGGAAACCACCCACGCGACGCCGAUCAGUUCUACGACUUCGUCCCGGAAAUCCCGCCGGUGACGGAAGAUUCCGACGGCCACAAAAUCGUCCCUGUUUUUGCUCUGCAGGUGACGCUAUUUCCCGGCCGGGGAAUUUGUAUCGGCUUCUCCAACCACCAUACUCUCGGCGAUGCGAGGUCGAUUGUAGGGUUCAUGUGGGCGUGGGCUUCAAUCGCCAAAUUCGGCGGUGAAGAAGAGUUUCUUAAAAAACAGGGCGAGUUCCUCCCGAUUUUCGACAGGUCCGUGAUUCACGAUCCUCUCGGAGUCGACGGAAUAUUCUGGAAAGCAAUGAGGAAUAUUCCGUUUAAGUCGUCAUCUUUUCCACUUCCCACGAACAGGGUCAGAGCCACGUACACACUCCGCCAAUCCGAUAUUGAAAAGCUCAAAGAUUCCGUUUUGGCCAAGAAACCCGAUUUAGGCCACGUGUCGUCUUUCGUUGUUACAGCGUCCUACGUUUGGACAACCCUGUUGAAAUCAGGAGAUGCGGUUGGCGAGGAAGUUGACGAUGACGUGUUCGAGUUCUUCAUUUUCACGGUGGAUGCUAGAGGGAGGACGAAUCCGCCGAUGCCGUUGAAUUACUUCGGCAAUUGCUUAGGUGGCUCAAUGGCGAAAAUCGAGCAUAAAAAUCUUGUUGGUGACGAAGGGUUUGUGAUUGCUGCGGAGGCGAUUGCUUUGGAUAUUAAAAAUAGGGUUAAUAAUAAAGACGAGGUUUUGAAAGGCGUCGAGAAUUGGAUGUCCGAUAGCGAGAAAUUUGUAGGGAUGAGGGCGGUUGGGGUUUCCGGUUCGCCCAAGUUUGAUUUGUGCGAUGCGGAUUUCGGAUUGGGAAGGGCGAGGAAGCUUGAAGUCGUGUCGAUUGAUGGGGAGAAGUAUUCGAUUUCCUUGUGUAAGUCGGGUGGUUCGGAAGGAGGAUUGGAGAUUGGGUUGGCUCUUCCGAAGGAUAGAAUGGAAGCUUUUGCAGCUAUAUUUGCAAAUGGACUAUGAUCAAAUUAUUUAAGCAUGUGUGUUGAAUAAAACUAGAUAAUUUUGCAUAUUUGAGAAGCAAUUAAUGACAAAUGUAUUUUAGUGAUUUUAUAAGUUUUGUCGCUA
Molecule: messenger RNA, 1805 nt
Organism: Erythranthe guttata (spotted monkey flower)
Lineage: Eukaryota; Viridiplantae; Streptophyta; Magnoliopsida; Lamiales; Phrymaceae
Product: malonyl-coenzyme:anthocyanin 5-O-glucoside-6'''-O-malonyltransferase
Source: RefSeq, a predicted model, not a curated record